AACAGUUCAAGCUUGUAUGUCCAUAAAAUUGACAAGUUUAACAUAGAAAAAACUCAAUAACGAUCAAUUCAAGGUUUUCAUCAAUUGGAGGGCUUCAUCAUAUCCCAUGGAAGAACAAUAUCCAUUUGUUAGGUUUGUUUUCAUUAAUGUCCUUGAAACGAAACGCUAUUUUUAACUCUCAAACAAGGUUAGAAGUUAAGAGAGCUAUAACUUUCUCGUCAAACCUGUUGCACUUUUAGGAUAAAGCAGAAAGAAUUAUAUAAGAAUUUUUUGUGUACAAAAUAAUGCCUUUUAUUUUUGUUUUUAGAAUUUCGCCCACAACGUGUCAAAUCGUAAGCAAAAACUGGAUGUUAAAAUUUUUUGCAAAUAUUUUUGUCUUAACGUCUGAUUAGAUAGGUUAUCAUAUCAUAUUUCACCUGUGGUAAGAAGACUGUCAAUCUACUGUUAGUGAUAAAUUGCUUAAUAUUUGACGAGUAGAGAAUACUUUUUCUCUACGAUCGCUAAAAAUGGCGAUUUUUAAGAUGCACAGUUCACCUAUUUGUCCAGCUUGCCGCUCAGUAUUAAUGGCAGCUGAUUACCUGAGAUUGGAAAUCGAUGUGAUCAGUUAUAAUUUAAGUACAGGGGAAUUCAAGACCCCAGAAUAUAAGAAGAUGAAUCCAACUCUCACACUUCCUACUAUCGAAGAUGAUGGAUUUUAUUUGUAUGAAGGUCGAGCUGUUCUGGCCUACAUGUUGAAUAAAUAUGCUCCAGAAAGUCCUGUUUAUCCAAGCGACCCUGCUGAAAGAGCUGUAGUGGACAGAAUGCUUUAUUUCGAUAGUGGAACACUCUACAGAACUCAGUGGGGUGUUAUGACGCCCAUGGUGUAUCAAAAUAAACCUGCAGAUCCUGAAAAAGUGAAAGAUUUUGAAAAUACUUUCAAAUUGCUGAACGGCUUUUUAGAAAAAACGGCUUACGUUGCAGGAAAUCACAUUACCAUAGCAGAUUUUGCCAUCGUUGCGAAUUUAUCAUCCAUUAAGUUUUGGUUGGAUUAUUCAUUUGAUAAAUACCCAAAAAUAUCUGCCUGGAUGGCAAAAAUGAAGAAAGAAGUCCCAUCCUACGUGAAAAUCAAUGAGAUUCCUGUUAAGGAAUAUAAAAAAGUCUUAACAAAGAGACUUCAGUCAAAUAGCAGUUGAAUAUUGAAAAAAGAAAACGAAUGUAUUGUUGAAAGAUUUAGUUGUUAAAAAGUAGUUUGACAACUU
Molecule: messenger RNA, 1238 nt
Organism: Parasteatoda tepidariorum (common house spider)
Lineage: Eukaryota; Metazoa; Arthropoda; Arachnida; Araneae; Theridiidae
Product: glutathione S-transferase 1-1
Biological process (GO): glutathione metabolic process
Molecular function (GO): glutathione transferase activity
Source: RefSeq, a predicted model, not a curated record